Messenger RNA from Aspergillus fijiensis CBS 313.89, 891 nucleotides. RefSeq names its product mitochondrial 54S ribosomal protein uL3m. Lineage: Eukaryota; Fungi; Ascomycota; Eurotiomycetes; Eurotiales; Aspergillaceae. The record is from RefSeq and is a predicted model, not a curated record. Bases 1 to 891 code for a protein of 296 amino acids. Gene Ontology annotation, cellular component: mitochondrial large ribosomal subunit; ribosome. Gene Ontology annotation, biological process: translation. The transcript is spliced from 2 exons. Gene Ontology annotation, molecular function: structural constituent of ribosome.
AUGUCGCCUCGUCUUUUCGGGCAGCUGGCUCAUAUUCCCUUUCGCUCCAUCCGGAGCCCUCGUUCCGCCGUCCAUGGUCAUGUCCCCGUUCGCACUUUCGGUAUCCGCUCAUUGAACCCCCCGAAGACCUCCCGCUUCGAUAUCGGUCCGGGUCUACCUGUUUUGAAGUCGACUCCCACGGCGGCCUUGGAGCGCAAGGCUAACACGCUUCCCCUGCGCACUGGUGCGAUUGCGAUCAAGAAAGGAAUGACCGGUCUGUACGACGCGACAUCCGGGAAACGUAUCGCUUGCACCGUCCUCCAACUAGAUCGAGUUGAGGUUGUUUCGCACAAGACGCUAGAGAAGCAUGGUUACUUUGCCGUCCAGAUGGGCGCUGGCUGGAGGAGGCCUGCCAACCUGACCAAAUCGCUAUUGGGUCACUUCUCUGCCAACGGGAUCUCGCCGAAGCGCCACAUAUACGAGUUCCGGGUGAAGGAUGAGAGAGGCCUCUUGCCUGUCGGAAAAUUGGUCAACGCCGACUGGUUCAAGGUGGGCCAGUAUGUUGAUGCGCGAUCAAACUCCAAGGGAAAGGGGUUUGCCGGUGUGAUGAAGAGACAUGGUUUUGGAGGUCAAGAUCGCAGUCACGGUGUCAGUUUGACGCACCGUUCGCUUGGUUCCGCAGGUCCCAGUCAGGGCGGUGGCUCCCGUGUUUACCCCGGCAAGAAGAUGGCGGGAAAUAUGGGAAAUGAGCAGAACACAGUGCAGAAUCUUAAGAUACUUCAAGUGGAUCAGAAGAGUGGAAUUGUCGUGGUUAAUGGUUCCAUCAGUGGCCCCAAAGGUUGCGUUGUCAGAAUACAGGAUGCUUUGAAAAAGCCUUGGCCGAAAGUCAAGCUGGUCUCUAAAUCAUCUUGA